AUGCUGAUGCAAGCAGACAAACGCAUGCUUUCAGGCUACCUGCAGGCCUCGGCGGCGAAAGUGAGUCAAGAAGGCAGGCUAAACUCACGAGUGCUCUGGCAUAGCCGUUGGGACGGAUAUCCGUUGGCUAAACUGUUGCUGCUUUUCCAAAACGGCCUUGAGCAAAUACAUAUGAAUGCACACAGACAAAGCAAUAAGCAGACAAAAGACAGCAGACUGCGUGGGCAGGAGGACAGGGGACUCCGCAGAUCCGAGACACAAUACACAAUUCAGUAG
Molecule: messenger RNA, 276 nt
Organism: Protopolystoma xenopodis
Lineage: Eukaryota; Metazoa; Platyhelminthes; Monogenea; Polystomatidea; Polystomatidae
Source: the annotation of a GenBank genome assembly